Molecule: messenger RNA, 6126 nt
Organism: Nyctereutes procyonoides (raccoon dog)
Lineage: Eukaryota; Metazoa; Chordata; Mammalia; Carnivora; Canidae
Gene: KSR1
Product: kinase suppressor of ras 1
Exons: 21
Coding region: 364-3150 (928 amino acids)
Biological process (GO): protein phosphorylation
Molecular function (GO): protein kinase activity; ATP binding
Source: RefSeq, a predicted model, not a curated record
GCCUGGACCGCGGGGCGCCGGGCUUAGGGCGCGGGGAGCCGACAGGGGCCCCGAGGGCGCGGGUCGGGCGGCAGGUGCGGGGCGCGGACUACAAGUCCCGGCAUGCCCAGCUACCCUGACCCGGCCCCCGCUGCCACUUAAAAGCUUCGGGAGCCGCAGCCGUCGGGUCGCCGCGGCUUUCGCUUUGCCGCCGCGGCUGGGCGGGCGGAGCAGCGGGCUCGGCGGCCGGUCGUCGCAGCGUGCGAGCUCCGGCGGCGCCGAGGGGCGCUCCUCGUCCGGCCUCCCCGCUCGCGGACUCCCUCCCGAGGCGCCCGCGCCCCCGGGCUCCCCGCCUCGGUCACCCCGCGGCCCCGAUGCCGAGGCAUGGAUAGAGCGGCGCCGCGCGCGGUGGCGAUGGGGGAGAAGAAGGAGGGCCGCGGCGGGGGGGACGUGGCGGCCGCGGACGGGGGCCCCGGGGCCGCGGCCAGCCGGGCGCUGCAGCAGUGCGGGCAGCUCCAGAAGCUCAUCGACAUCUCCAUCGGCAGCCUGCGCGGGCUGCGCACCAAGUGCGCGGUGUCCAACGACCUCACCCAGCAGGAGAUCCGGACCCUGGAGGCAAAGCUGGUCCGGUACAUUUGCAAACAGCAGCAGUGCAAGCUGAGCGUGGCUCCUGGCGAGAGGACCCCAGAGCUCAACAGCUACCCCCGUUUCAGUGACUGGCUGUGUACCUUCAGUGUGAGGUCAGCAGUGGUACAGGAGAUCCUCAGCGAGCUCACACUGGAUGCCCUGCUGGACAUGAACGAGGUCAAGGUGAAGGAGACGCUUCGGCGCUACGGGGCCAACACCGAGGAGUGUAGCCGCCUGCAGUAUGCACUUGCCUGCCUGCGGAAAGUGACAGGUCUGGGAGGGGAGCACAAAGAAGACUCAGGCUGGAGUUCAUUGGAUGCCCGGCGGGAAAGUGGCUCUGGGUCUUCGGUGGAUACCCCAUCGCCAGCCAGCCUGCCCUGGCCCCCAGGGAGUGCCCAGCUGGGCAGAAUGGGCAGCGGUGCCCAGGGCCCACGCUCCGUGUCCGUGUCAGCUCUGCCCACCUCAGACUCCCUGACCCCUGGCCCCUGCGAGGGCCUCUCGGACACCUGUAUCCUCCUGCACACCAGUGGUCGGCUGACCCCCCGGGCCCUGCACAGCUUCAUCACCCCCCCAACCACACCCCAGCUGCGAAGGCACACCAAGCUGAAGCCGCCGCGGACACCACCCCCGCCCAGCCGCAAGGUCUUUCAGCUGCUGCCCAGCUUCCCCACACUCACCCGGAGCAAGUCCCAUGAGUCACAGUUGGGGAACCGCAUUGAUGAGGUCUCCCCGAUGAGAUUUGAUCUCCCACAUGGAUCCCCACAGAUGGUACGAAGGGAUAUCGGACUGUCAGUGACUCACAGAUUCUCCACGAAAUCUUGGCUGUCACAGGUCUGCCAUGUGUGCCAGAAGAGCAUGAUGUUUGGAGUGAAAUGCAAGCAUUGCAGAUUGAAGUGUCACAACAAGUGUACAAAAGAAGCCCCUGCCUGUCGAAUAUCCUUCCUUCCACAACCUCGGCUUCGGAGGACAGAGUCUGUCCCCUCGGACAUCAACAACCCAGUGGACAGAGCAGCUGAGCCCCAUUUCGGAACCCUCCCCAAAGCACUAACAAAGAAGGAGCAUCCUCCGGCCAUGAACCACUUGGACUCCAGUAGCAACCCAUCCUCUACCACCUCCUCCACGCCCUCCUCGCCGGCACCUUUCCCAACAUCGUCCAAUCCAUCCAGUGCAACCACACCCCCCAACCCCUCUCCUGGCCAGCGGGACAGCAGGUUCAACUUCCCAGCUGCCUACUUCAUUCAUCAUAGACAGCAGUUUAUCUUUCCAGACAUUUCGGCAUUUCCACAGGCAGUGCCAUCCCCUGAUGCGGCGGACAGCACCCGGCUCGACCACCAGCCAAAAGCAGAUGUGCUGGAGGAUCACGAAGUGGAGGCUGAGGAGCCAGAGGCUGGCAAGUCAGAGGCAGAGGACGACGAGGACGAGGUGGAUGACUUGCCGAGCUCCCGCCGGCCCUGGCGGGGCCCCAUCUCUCGCAAGGCCAGCCAGACCAGCGUGUACCUGCAGGAGUGGGACAUCCCCUUCGAGCAGGUGGAGCUGGGUGAGCCCAUUGGGCAGGGCCGCUGGGGCCGGGUGCACCGUGGCCGCUGGCAUGGCGAGGUGGCCAUCCGCCUGCUGGAGAUGGACGGUCACAACCAGGACCACCUGAAGCUGUUCAAGAAGGAGGUGAUGAACUAUCGGCAAACGCGACACGAGAACGUGGUGCUCUUCAUGGGGGCUUGCAUGAACCCGCCCCACCUGGCCAUCAUCACCAGCUUCUGCAAGGGGCGGACUUUGCACUCAUUUGUGAGGGACCCCAAGACGUCUCUGGACAUCAACAAGACCAGACAGAUUGCUCAGGAGAUCAUCAAGGGCAUGGGCUAUCUACAUGCCAAAGGUAUUGUGCAUAAAGAUCUCAAAUCCAAGAACGUCUUCUAUGACAAUGGCAAAGUUGUCAUCACCGACUUCGGACUAUUUGGGAUCUCGGGCGUGGUCCGAGAGGGCCGGCGUGAGAACCAGCUGAAGCUGUCGCAUGACUGGCUCUGCUACCUGGCCCCGGAGAUCGUACGAGAGAUGACCCCUGGGAAGGACGAGGACCAGCUGCCGUUCUCCAAAGCUGCUGAUGUCUAUGCAUUUGGGACUGUUUGGUAUGAACUGCAAGCAAGAGACUGGCCAUUUAAGAACCAAGCCGCAGAGGCCUUGAUCUGGCAGAUUGGGAGCGGAGAGGGUAUGAAGCGCGUCCUGGCCUCCGUCAGCCUGGGGAAGGAAGUCACUGAGAUCCUCUCUGCCUGCUGGGCUUUUGACCUGCAGGAGAGGCCCAGCUUCACCCUGCUGAUGGACAUGCUGGAAAAACUGCCCAAGCUGAACCGGAGGCUCUCCCACCCUGGGCACUUCUGGAAGUCUGCUGACCGCUGGCGGAGCCGCUACUACGGGAAGGGGCGUUACGGUCACCUGGACUUUAAGAACUCCUGUCCGGCUCUGGAGGAAUACAUUAACAGCAGCAAAGUUGUACCCCGGUUUGAAAGGUUUGGCUUGGGUGUCCUGGAGUCCAGUAAUCCAAAGAUGUAGCCAGCUGUGCAGUUUUUUCUGCCAAUUUCUUUCUUUCUUAAAUGUGUUUCUGAAGCAUCCAAACAACCACCGUGACAAAAAUGAAAACACUCUUCAAAACAUCAGUCUACCCUAAGUGCUGCAAAUCAGGAGUGUGAGUCCUCGACUCAGACCAUUCAUCCACAAAAACACCCGGGCUGGAGAUGGAGCUGCACCUGCUGUUUCUUAAAGUGACAUUACUGACAACCAGACCUGCCCCAACAGGCAGCGAAUGUUUACAUAUAUGUUUCUGGGGAGUGAAUUCGAUGCUUUGCAGUAGGUAAUAAUAAAAAGUGCUCUGCAGAGGCACACUGGCACCACUGGCCAGGAUGGCAGAAGUGGCCUUCCCUCUGGAGGACCCUGUCGGCAUUGAGGAAAAGAAAGAAAAGCAUCAUGAUUGUGGCUGUUCUCCAGGGAGGAAGGGGAACCAUGAGGUUUGACCUGGAUGGACUCUGCUUUGGCCCUAAAGCCCAGCCAUGGAGAAUGUCCCUGUGUUGGGUUCUUGCCCUAUCCUAUCAAAGAGACGCUGUCCCUUUUUCUUCUGUCAGAAGAAACCCUGGCUAGGAACCAAGCUAGAUUAUGAGGGUCAGGAAUUUCCAAGAGUUUGUUUCCCUUUUGACCCCAAUAAUCCAGCCCAUCCCUGCUGGAAAAAGAGAGACAGAUAAAAUGCAAAUAGUAUCUAGAUUGAUCCAGGGGUUCGUGGGUUGGUAGCCAGGGUGGAGGUAGCCUCUCACCUGUGGAGAGGUUUCUUUCACACAGCUUCCAGGAAGACACCAAGGAGAUGGCACUCAGGGCUUCAGCUUUUUAGACACGUCCCAGUCCUGGCUGACCUUUGACCCCAGACCUAAGGCCCAGCCCAGCAGCUGUGUAUACCAUGAAAGCUUGCUUGGUGAGGACAAAGGGAAGGGAGAAGUGGCAGGGCUCCUGAGCCCACCCUCCCAGUCACAGGGGUGACCUGGCUCUUUGGAAGCUCUAUCAGUCAUGCCAGGGUUCUGGAACUGCCUGCCCAUUCUCCCCCUGUACUGUUGAAAUGAAAGCCCAUAGCCACUCCUGACUCUUCUGCAGUCCGUGUUCUGAGCUCUUAGCUAAGACAGGAGGCCUGUGCCCCUCCACACCAUUCAUCUAGACCCACCCAGCCCACCAGUCUUCGAGCCUUCCCAUGAACUAAGUCAGGGCCACCUAUCUAUGUGUGUACCUUUGCACGAGAAGGAGGGGUGUGAGUAGGGGAAGUCUGUGAUGUGAGAGCACCCUCCCUAUCUUCAUUAGAAGCUGUCACCCAAAGGGAAAGUACCAAAUGGCAAAGAAGCCUUCAGUGGGUGUUACCAUGUUAGGCCUCAAGCCAGAACUGACUGAAGGUGACAAGGGUGGAGAUGUGGUUGGAUUCAGACCCAGAAUGCUCUGAGCCAUGCCCUGAGCCAAGAUGGAGGGGCAUGUGGUCCUCUCAUCCCUUUCAUUUAGACCCAUUUAGCAAAGCUCCCAAUCUUCAGGGCCUUCCCUGGAGUCUAGCCAAAAUGUCCUAUGAAGCAAGCCACUACCUAGAAGUUGUAGGGCUGUCUUCCUGUCCCCAGGUCAGGCACCCCUUGGCUGACACACGCUUAGCAGAGCUGUGCAGCCAUGCAGGGUAUCUGGGCUCCCACUGCCCAUCAGCACCCCAGACCUGAGCUCCUUAACCCUUCCCAGUCAGGGUGCUUGGGGAAGAUUGGAGCUGUAAACCAGCUGGAUUCAGCUCCAGGUGGGACUGCUUUCACCUCCUCAUCCCUUGGCCUCCCCAAUGAGUAUCAUGCCGCAGAUCAGUUUCAGGAAGCUUUCGUCAAACACCAACGGUGUCUUGUGCAAGUGCAGGGGACUCCGCAACAGGAGCAGCCACAGUCUCUGCCCUUAAAGGAACUGACCCUCUGCCAGGAACCGUGAGGCGGAGGUGAAGGUCUGGUGGUGACAGCCCCUUCAUCUGCAGGACCCUGGACAGCCUCCCAGCUCUUGGCCUACCCCUGCACUGCCUGUCAUUUAAGAGAAAAGUAGUCCCCUUCUCCCACUCAAAGUGACUGUGAAUUGAGGUUGAGAAGACAUGCUUGCCCUUCUGUGUGCUCUUCCCGUCUGUUGUGGAAACACGAAGGACGGCAGAUACUGUGAAUUCAGCCUGCAUGGCCAACUGUGAAGGGGAUGGAGAAGCUGAGAUGGCCUCCUUGGCGAGAGCUCUGGGGAUAGCGGGGGAUCCCCACCAGGGUCUGAGAGUGGACCCCAAGCAUUGGUCCUUCAUGGCACGUCCCCAGUCCCUAGCAUCCCCUCCAAAACCCUAGGGCCCUUGUCCCUGCUGCCUUUAGCCACCAGAGCUGCAGUCCCUAGGUCUCUGUCCAACUCAAGGUCUUCAGUCCUAGCAAGCUCCCUGUUGGUCGUGGGCAGUGUAGCAACGUUGACCUCACCAUGUCACCAAAUCCAUGCAGGGUGCUGGAGCGCCUCUGCCCUCUUAGUGGCAUUUCUCGUGACUACAGGGGGCAGCUGUGUGUCCUAUAAGCCUGCAUUGCUGUUGUUCCGUGUUGAUUAGGGGGCCGAGUGGAGAUGUAAAUGUGAAGCCGUUUAGAGAGCUUGUGUGAUGCUGCAGUGUUAGCCCGGAUUUCAUUAGUGUGUGUAAAACCAGCGUCUUCCGUGGCCACAGGCACACACUUGCUUUUUUGAAUGUGAUGUAAAAUUUGUACAGUAAAAGUUUUUAUAUUUUCUAUCAACUGCAUUUGUCUUCCAGAAAUGCUAUUAAUUUAAAUUAAAAUGGUUAGUAUUAAUGAACGUGCUGUAUUAGUUUUUUGCCACUGGCAAGAACACAUCUUUUGUGCCAGGCCAAGCCUGGGUGUCUGGAGUUUGUGAAUAAAAGUGUACCAUGAUGUCUGGGGCUUGUGUCUACUUGGAUCAGUUCCAGAUGAGUGUGAGGAGCUACUCGGAUGGCACAGGGAACAGGAAUGGGGGUGG